Molecule: messenger RNA, 2463 nt
Organism: Entelurus aequoreus (snake pipefish)
Lineage: Eukaryota; Metazoa; Chordata; Actinopteri; Syngnathiformes; Syngnathidae
Product: gastrula zinc finger protein XlCGF17.1-like
Exons: 4
Coding region: 549-1460 (303 amino acids)
Biological process (GO): regulation of transcription by RNA polymerase II
Molecular function (GO): RNA polymerase II cis-regulatory region sequence-specific DNA binding; DNA-binding transcription factor activity
Source: RefSeq, a predicted model, not a curated record
CACAUCCCUAUCCCAACCGCCGUUGAACUAAACUACUUAAAGUCAAGAUGGCGUUUAGUGGAGAAUACGUUAUUGUGUUUACAUAGUUCUGUGUUCAGUACAUACAUGGACACACACAUUCUGUUUGGUAGAGUAAACCUCGUUAGUCAUUGUUUGUAUCCGGAUACAUUAGUCUGAGCGCACUUUAUCGCGUCUUGUGCUACCUUAGCUUGCUAGUUAGCUUAGCUUGUUAGCUGCUAACAAAGAGACGCGGACGUUAUCAACACAUCGCUAAGUAGAGAUCAAAUGUGAGUGUAAAGUGUUGUGAUUGUGUGAAAAUAUGCGAAAGAGCGAUAGCAAAGUAUGAGGAGGAAGUUUGUCCAACAAAAGAGGAGAAGGAGCGACAACAUCAACUAUAGGACGCUGUUUUCAAGAAACAUCAAGUUGUGUUACACAGAACAGACGUCCAGCAGCUCCCACACAUUAAAGAGGAAAAAGAGGAUCCACAGCCCCUGGACGCUGUUUUCAAGAAACAUCAAGUUGUGUUACACAGAACGGGCAAAAUCAGGAUGGAACUGGAAGAACCACAGUCCCCCCACUUUAAAGAGGAAGAGGAGGAACACAGCAUCAGUCAGGAGGGAGAUCAUAUUGAGGGACUGGUGGAGUUCCCAGUGACUGGUGUCCCGGUGAAGAGUGAAGAUGAUGACGUCAAAGGCAAAAUCAGGAUGGAACUGGAAGAACCACAGACCCCCCACUUUAAAGAGGAAGAGGAGGAACACAGCAUCAGUCAGGAGGGAGAGAAGCUUGAAUGGUUGGAGGAGUUCCCAGUGAUUAGUGUCAUUGUGAAGAGUGAAGAUGAUGAGGUCAAAGGUGAAAGUGAGGAGAAGAGAGAGGCGGAGCCUCCAAGCAGCAGCUCAACACAACACAUGACAACAGAAGCUGAUGGAGACCACUGUGGAGGAUCACAAGCAGACAAGCUCUUAGCUCCACUAUCAGAUAGUGAGGACACAACGUCACACUCUCCUGACACUGAUGAUGAACACUGUAAAGAUGAUAAGACAUGUCACACUGACAACACUCACUUGAAAUGUUCUCUAUGUGAAAAAACUUUUAAUUACCGUGGUCCUCUGAAAAGACACAUGAGAAUACACAGUGGAGAAAAACCUUUUACCUGCUCACUCUGUGAUAAAGAUUUCAUUCGAUGUGACACUUUAAAAGUACACAUGAGGUCACACACUGGAGAAAAACCUUUUUGCUGUUCAAUCUGUGGUAAAGGUUAUACUACAAAAAGGAGUUUGAUCAAACACACAGUAAUACACACUGGAGAAAUACCUUUUUCCUGUUCAGUCUGCGGCAAAGAUUUCAAUGAAAGUCAACCUUUGAAAUUCCACAUGAGUACACACACUAGACGACAACAUUUUACCUGUUCAGUCUGUGGGAAUGGUUUUGCUAAAAGUUAUCAUUUGGAAGUGCACUGGUGAAACAAUAUUUUCCUGUUCAUGCUGCGACAAAAGCUUUUGUAAACCAUCAGCACUGGUAGGACACAUGAGAAGACACACUGGAGAAAGACCUUUCCUUGUUUAAUCUGUGGUAAAGGUGUUACUGAAAAGAGGAGUGUGAUAAAACACACAAUAAUACACACUGAAGGAAAACCUUUUACCUGAUUAAUUUGUAGUGUGUGCUGGAAUAUGAUUAUAAUUUGUAGUGUGUGCUGAAAUAUGAUUUAAUAAGUAUUAGGGUAAGAAACACAUUUAAAUAAAAUGUCAGAACUUUAAAGAAGUUAAAGUACCAAUGAUUGACACACACACACACACACACUAGGUGUGGCGAAAUUAUUCUCUGCAUUUGAUCCAUCACCCUUGAUCACCCCCUGGGAGGUGAGGGGAGCAGUAGGCAGCAGCGGUGGCCGCGCCCGAGAAUCAUUUUUGGUGAUUUAACCCCCAAUUCCAACCCUUGAUGCUGAGUGCCAAGCAGGGAGGUAAUGGGUCCCAUUUAUAUAGUCUUUGGUAUGACUCGGCCGGGGUUUGAACUCACAACCUACCGAUCUCAGGGCGGACACUCUAACUUUGACCUUCUAAAAACAUCACCACAUAUAAUAUGUGUGACAUCAUUGUCGUGUGUGUAACACAAUCUUGUCAAUAUGCUUCUAACAUGUAUAGAUUACAUUUUUUGUUUAAGUAACUGUCCCUACCACAUUCUGGACGUGUUGGAAUGUAAAACUGUGUUAUAUACACUAACUGUAUGCAUGUACACAAUAAACCGAUGCCAAUAGCAAACAACAGCAGCAUAAAGAGGAGUCAUUUCAAAUGUAACUCAAUGCAUGAAGUGAAAUAAAAGUAAAUGUGUGAAAAUAAGAGACGCUAGAAGACUUCGGACUAACAGAAUGGAAAAAGUGAAAAGUUUGUUCAUAUGACUGGUGUUCCAAACAAGCUCUGCUUAAAGGCCUACUGAAAUGAAUUUUUUUUAAUUUAAACGGGGAUAGCA